Molecule: messenger RNA, 3849 nt
Organism: Pleurotus ostreatus (oyster mushroom)
Lineage: Eukaryota; Fungi; Basidiomycota; Agaricomycetes; Agaricales; Pleurotaceae
Exons: 4
Coding region: 1-3849 (1282 amino acids)
Source: RefSeq, a predicted model, not a curated record
AUGAGCUCGUCCAUGUCCCAGACGGAGACAUCCAGAGCACCGGCCGUUGAUGGAAAAGCCUUCCCCCAUAUCCAGUACACCACCACCACCACCUCUACCUCUCAGAUGGCCACUACCACCGCUGAGCGGGGUGCUAUUUCGCCAAAAAGUGGCGCUCUCCUUCCGUUUCGGCGCAACACACAGCCUGAGUCGGCCCUCCGUGCGACGCUACUCAAUCCGAAGCCUCUGGUGGCAAAUUCCAAGUCACCAAAGGAGACCGGUCAUACCAUACUGAACCGUACCCGAAGAGCAUCUACGUCGCUUGGCCACCCUCCAGAGUCCAAGGGGAAGGAAAGGGACUUCUUCAAUGGCAAAACAUCCAAUGGGAGUAGCAGUAAUAGCCCGGAAACAGACGCAGACUUCAAUGCUUCUACUUCGUUCACCUCCUACGAGUCAAACGUCCUCCAUAUACCUACGCAUUCAACCGCAUACAGUCAAUCGCGUCCAUCAACAGCGGGGACGAGCGGUGCUCCUUCGUCGUAUUCGCCGCCCAGCUUACUGCAGCGCACAAGGGGAACCAUCUUUGGCGCUGCCUCCGAUGCCCUCGGUAGUUUCAAGCUCGGCCGGCGGCGUACGAAGACUUCGCAAGGACCCACAAUAUUGCCACAACCCUACGUCCCCUCCGUUAUACUUCCUGAGGUCAUAGAGAUCAGCGCACCGCGUCGGGAUGAGGAAGUCGAGGAACGAGAGAAGCUCAAGGAAGAUGCUGCUAGGGCUAUCUUGGGCCCUGCAUUUCUGGACAACAGCAACGCCAUGCGUGAGAGCAGCGAUGCGUUAGAUGAGGAUGAAGGUGACAACGAGAAGGGUCAUAGCCAUGACGAUGCGUCCGCCGCAGAGGAAGACGUACAAUCAAUUACGCAGGCCAGUAUCAGCAAUAUCCUCAACGGUAGUUCAAUUAGCGUUACCAAAGCACGGUAUCGUUCAGGCUCUAUGAUGUCUCAUUCGCGCAACAACUCGACGACGCCCGCCUCGUUCCCUUCCUUCCCAUCGACUCCUUCCGCGUUAUCGCAAUUUUCGCAAGAUUCGUCCAUACUCCCGAAGUAUUACCCGUCAACUUCAUUACGGAUAUUCGCGUUAUCCAAAAGUUGGAAAUCCCGCUAUAUGAUUCUGUCCUCCCCAACAACCUUCACUUCAUCAUCAAGACCUUCGCCUUGUCCAUCGUACCUUCAUCUGUUCAAGUCAUCCGGGUUGGAGGAGAAAGAGCUCGAACGGCUAGAAAUCAAUGAGGAGAGUGUUGUCUUCGUUGCAGAAGAAGAAGUAGCUGGUAGAAGGCAGGUAGUCAAGGUCGGCGGCAUCGAUGUGGGGGCUUUGAAGAAGGAGCUGAAUUAUGAGGAAGGCGGGAAAACCAUGUGGUUCUUGCAAAUCACGGACCCAGCGGAGACACAGAAAUGGAUUAGUGGCAUCAAGAGUGCGAUCCUAGGACAAAGAACUGUACGCGCUGGAAUAUCCCCUAUGACUCCGUCGCUUAUAAGCCGCGAGCCACGAGGGGACAUGGAUGUUCAAUUGACGAUGCGCAGACAAGGCAUCAUUUCAUCACCCCCAGAUUCUUUCCGCCCCAUUCUACCCCCCCUCGACAAGGUCCAGCCACCUCUGCAUUCACCAUCCUUCGUCGCCUCCCCUCCAAUUUAUUCCUCUCCACUCCCUUCCACUCCAACUACCCCGCCAGCCACCGGCACAACCUUCGCAUCCACCGCCGAACAGGACUCACCUCGCAAGGGCUACUAUGACGAGUCUAGGAAGGGAACAUACAACUCCAAGAAUAGCGGCACUAAUGAUGUAGCGUCUGUUUCAUCACAGUCUAUACGAUCUCAGACCACGACGCCCGGUUCGGGACGUAUAUCGUUAGUUUCCGGGAACGCAGUAACCGCCCUCAAGGGUCUCUUCAACCGCCCUCGUUCGCCCUCUCGUGCCUCGCACGCUACUUCGUUCGACCUAGAGAGAGAGAGCUUGAAAGGUGACAAAAUUGUCAUAGGACCAAGUGUCGAGGAACGAGAAUCGGGCGACGGCUCCUUCGCUAGUAUGGGCAACAGUCUGAUGAACAUGCUCAAAUCUCCAGACGGACGCACCGUGCGAUUAGGGUCUUCGUCGGGUCAUGCUACGCCCCAAAGACAUCAUACAAUGUUGCCAUUCUCCGGGGGUCCUGUGUUUAAUGGUGCAUCACCUAUGAUAAGACCUUCUGCAGACCAGGAAUUAGAGCGCAAGAUCGUUCCACACGCAGAACGUCAAACCAUAGGGUGGCGUGCACAAGACAAUCCCUCUCGUGCUACUUCAAGUAAAGACAGAUCCACGAAGUCCUUGUCUGUCGGAUCCCCAUCGCUGAACCCUCCACCAAGGAAACGGUGGACUGCCGGCGCGAUGAACCCGCCAGAAACAAUAACAGACCACGCCCGACUGUAUCAUCAUGUGAACGGCAAUAGCUCUGUUGCAGGUAGUUUCGGUCUCGGGGGGUUUUCGACUCAGGAUCGAUCGGGUACUCAAGUCCUGCCUGAUUCUAGUCCUACUGUCAGUGGACACUCAUUGGGUACUCCCGAGCAGAGACAGCGGGCCCCAUCUCUCCAAUCCGUUUCAACCCUCGCCUCUACCGGUGAAACUGGCCUAAACGUAGAACGCUCAAGCACGAGUACGAAGCGGAGUUCAAGAUGGUCACGACAAGGUAGUUCGAUGCUGAAUGUACCCUCCCCGCCAUCAAUGCCGCACGCACCAUCCCAUGGUUCUGCUUCUUCCUCAUUCUCUACGAAUACUAGGGUGCAUCCGUAUGCAGCAGGUGGCACCGUCGAUCGACCACCAAGUCGGACCUCUAAUCACUCUGUAGCAAGCGAACGGAGCGUCGUUUCGGGGUUGCCCACGUUCUCAAACUCAAAACGAGCAUCGACUUCAUCCGCUACUAGCGUUAAUAUGUCGAGUAGCCCUUCCCAAGGGUACUCAUACCUUACGGGUGCGAUAUCGCGUGUGGCCAAUACACAUAGGGCAUCUAUGCCCCCUCCUCGGCCAGCGCCGACUUCCGCCCUACCUCCUGCCCCUGAUCAAGGUGUAUCUAAGCCGUCGACCCCACCUCCCACCAAGUCGUCAUUCAGAGAUGCUGUGGCUCAACGAGCUUUCAGGAUCUCACGAACAGCUCCAGCACCCCCGCCACCCACUGCUUUACCACCUCGUCCAGACGAAGUACGGACACCAUCUAGCCGAAGUCAUCGUCGCACGGCAUCGGUUGGGAGUGGGCGUGCUUCGUCCGAAUUGUACUCGAUACCUUCUUCUCCUCUUUCUAUUUCGGUCGCGCCCCCCUUCCCGCCACCUUUAGGGCCACUUCCUCCAACGCCCAUUGGUGGUUCGUCUUCACCGCCAGCACGCCACACGUCAAUCAAAGAGCGACUGCGUAUUCGUAGCACCCCAACACAGUCCCAAGCAGUUCUCAAUGGUAGUCCUCCAUCGAUAAUAACAUCGAUGACAGCUUCUGUCCCACCUCUCCAUAUAUCUAAUUCGCAACCGGCUACACCCAUAGCAGAGAAGAUCACGCUUUUACAAAACGAGUUUGACGAUCCACUAAUGUACACGCCCUUAACGCCAACUCUUCCUAAUACUGUCCCGCGUAACGUUGUCUCCUUACCUCCGGAUCAACUCCAAGAAGCAACACCAUUGUCCCCCCCACCUCGACGAAGUUCAAAACAGAUGUCCGUCUUUGAUAAGGAAAUAGACGGCGCGAUCGCGGCUCCUGAUACAGAACAAGGGCCUACGGUGGAUAUCGAACCCAAACCGCUCUCUCUAUCACGCCGCGGCUCGGUAAUAUCCCUUGGAAUUGUUAGUAUGUCGCUCUAG